CAUAUAUAAAUGUAUGUGCUAAUACAAGUUCUUCACUGCUCCUCUUAUUUUCCCAUUCUAUAUUAAAACUCUGCAGUAAUCCUUCGGUGGGUGUGUAUAGAGAUUAUAGCGAGUGAUGAUUUCUAUCUUAGUUUUUUGUUUGUUCCUCUCCAGAUUUAGUGUAAUUCAUGGGUUAAGUAUGAAUUAUUAUGGAACGAGGGGCCCAAUGGUGGAAAUGAUGGUGAGGAAUACAGUCAAUAGAGCUUUAGAUUCUGAUCCAUCUCUGGCAGCUGGGCUUCUCAGAAUGCACUUCCAUGACUGCUUCGUAGAGGGUUGUGAUGCAUCAAUUCUGCUUAACUCAACAAAAGAUAACACGGCUGAAAAAGACUCCCCCGCAAAUUUGAGCCUGCGUGGCUAUGAAAUCAUUGACGCUGCCAAGGAUCUAAUUGAAGAUCACUGCCCAGGGAUUGUUUCAUGUGCUGAUAUUGUUGCUAUGGCGGCUAGAGAUGCAGUCCUCUGGGCUGGGGGUCUUUUCUAUGACAUACCAAAAGGAAGGAAAGAUGGACGAAGGUCAAUGAUUGAAGACACAAGAAACCUCCCUGCCCCUUUCUUGAAUAGCUCAGAGCUCAUUAGCAUUUUCUCCAAGAAUGGACUUAGUAUCAAGGACAUGGUUUCUUUAUCAGGUGCGCAUACACUGGGUGUAGCACGAUGUUCUUCAUUCAAGAAACGGUUACAAAAAUUCAACUCAUCUCAUGAAAUUGACCCUACUCUUGAUUCAAGUUUCGCAGAUACGUUGUCAAAAACUUGCAACACAGGUGACAAUGCAGAGGUACCUUUUGACGAAACAAGAAACUCUUUCGACAAUUCUUAUUUCAUCGGCCUAAGAAAGAAUAAUGGUGUUUUAAGCUCAGACCAAACCUUGUACACAAGUCCCAGAACAAGAGGUAUUGUAAAUGCUUAUGCUAAGAAUACUACUAGGUUUUUCUUCGAUUUCCAGCAAGCCAUGGUAAAGAUGGGCCUUAUCGAUGUUAAAGAAGGUUCGCAAGGAGAAGUGCGUCAAAAUUGUCAACGAAUUAACUGAUGCUUGUUUUACUAAGCCAGAGAAUGAAAUGCAAUUUAUAUAGUUACAUAAGCUUAAGUUUCGGAAAAAAUUUCUUUGUGUAAUUUUUUCUGGAUUAAAUUCGUUUGAGGUUGAAAAAUAAUACAAAACCACCUUUAAAGUAGUAGAAAUUGCCGAUGUCAUUGUAAUACAGUGGUUGAAGUUUGAAACUAAAAGAAAUUAAUCCUUUUAACGGCAUA
Messenger RNA from Papaver somniferum (opium poppy), 1278 nucleotides. Its product is annotated as peroxidase 47-like. Lineage: Eukaryota; Viridiplantae; Streptophyta; Magnoliopsida; Ranunculales; Papaveraceae. The coding region runs from base 116 to 1060 and encodes 314 amino acids. Gene Ontology annotation, molecular function: heme binding; peroxidase activity. The record is from RefSeq and is a predicted model, not a curated record. The transcript has 4 exons. Gene Ontology annotation, biological process: response to oxidative stress; hydrogen peroxide catabolic process.